AUGGUUGCUCUAGUACCACAUAAAAACUCUUAUUGCUACAUCUCCGUCCUCGUCCCCGUUGGACUGAAGAGGCUCUUGUUCUUCCUCCCGAUGAUCCUCCUCUUCCUCCUCCUCCCGCUCCAUCUCACACUCACCCUUGCCGGUCUCACCUCCUUCUUCGUUGCCUGGCUUUCCAUCUUCAAGCUCCUCCUCCUCGCUUAUCGCAAAGGCCCUUUAGUGCCGCCGCCGACAUCAUCACCCCUCUCUUUUCCACUCUUCGUCACGAUUGUGUCACUUUCGAUCAAGAUCAGCCCUUCCGUGGAAAGUGCGGCCACCGAGAAUGGCGGCGGCGGUGGGGCCCUGAAGUCACUGGCAAACUAUGUCGCAAAAUGUCUAUUGUUGGUUUUGCUCUUUCCGCUCUACCAGUGGAGACUUCUGGUGUAUGAAGCCAUCCGGUUGGCCUCAAGCCGCCUCGUGGGAAGGCAGUGGGCUCCUCUACCCCCCGUGCUCGCCACUUUCACAGUAUCUAUCCUCAUGCACGAGCUAAUCUUCUACUAUAUAGGGAGGAAGGAGCCCACAUGGGUGGUCAUGUGGUUCUUCCUCCUCCAUGGGGUUGCCGUGGCAACAGAGGUCAUAGGGAAGAAGGCGCUGUGA
This is a messenger RNA of Eucalyptus grandis, 633 nucleotides long. Its product is annotated as acyl-CoA--sterol O-acyltransferase 1-like. Gene Ontology annotation, biological process: lipid metabolic process. The transcript has 3 exons. Lineage: Eukaryota; Viridiplantae; Streptophyta; Magnoliopsida; Myrtales; Myrtaceae. The record is from RefSeq and is a predicted model, not a curated record. Bases 1 to 633 code for a protein of 210 amino acids.